Molecule: messenger RNA, 1518 nt
Organism: Hylaeus volcanicus
Lineage: Eukaryota; Metazoa; Arthropoda; Insecta; Hymenoptera; Colletidae
Exons: 13
Coding region: 99-1421 (440 amino acids)
Biological process (GO): proteasome-mediated ubiquitin-dependent protein catabolic process
Cellular component (GO): proteasome regulatory particle, base subcomplex
Molecular function (GO): ATP binding; ATP hydrolysis activity; proteasome-activating activity
Source: RefSeq, a predicted model, not a curated record
ACUUCUAUCAGAACAACAUUGGUAGAAAACGCAAAAGUCAAUUUAUUAACUAGUGUCGAACAAUUGUAUUUGUUUUGUCAUAUAUAUAGCAAAAGACUAUGUCUCUCGAAGAAGAAAAAAAAACAAAAGAAUUACCUACCGUCUCAAAAAAAGAUAGUGUUACAAAUGAUAAAGAAUCGGAGACAAAGCCUUUAGAUGAUACAGAUAUUGCUAUUUUGAAAUCUUACGGUCUAGCGGCCUAUGGUGUGGAAUGUAAACUUGUUGACAAAGAAAUAGACGAGCUUUUACAAAAAGUGAAUCGUUUGUGCGGUGUCAGAGAAUCUGAUACGGGUCUUGCACCUCCUAGUCAAUGGGAUCUUGCAGCUGAUAAACUAGCCUUACAAGACUUUCAACCUUUACAAGUUGCUCGCUGCACGAAAAUUAUAAAUCCUGAUACUGAAGAUACACAGUAUAUAAUUAAUAUCAAACAAUUAGCUAAAUUUGUUGUUGGAUUAGGUAAUAAAGUUGCCCCAACGGACGUUGAAGAAGGAAUGCGAGUCGGUGUGGAUCGACAAAAAUACCGAAUUCAAAUGCCUUUACCUCCAAGAAUUGAUUCAACAGUCACAAUGAUGACAGUAGAGGAAAAACCGGAUGUCACAUAUAAUGAUAUUGGUGGUUGUAGAGAUCAACUUGAAAAGUUACGAGAAGUUGUUGAAUUACCUUUACUCCAACCUGAAAGAUUUGUUAAUUUGGGUAUUGAUCCUCCAAAGGGUAUUCUUCUCUAUGGUCCACCUGGAACAGGCAAAACGUUAACAGCUCGAGCUGUAGCAAACCGUACUGAUGCAUGCUUUAUUUGUGUGAUUGGUUCGGAACUUGUACAAAAAUAUGUUGGUGAAGGAGCGCGUAUGGUACGAGAACUGUUUCAACUCGCUCGGUCUAAAAAAGCUUGUGUUCUUUUUAUUGAUGAAGUCGACGCUAUAGGAGGAGCAAGAGGAGACGAAGGAGCUCACGGGGAUAAUGAGGUUCAAAGAACAAUGCUUGAAAUCGUGAAUCAAUUAGAUGGUUUUGAUUCCAGGGGUAACAUUAAAGUUUUAAUGGCUACAAACAGACCUGAUACUCUUGAUACUGCUUUAACGCGUCCUGGACGUCUUGAUAGAAAAAUUGAGUUUGGACUUCCUGAUUUAGAAGGCAGAACAAACAUAUUUCGUAUUCAUGCAAAAACAAUUAACAUGGAAGGUGGUAUACGAUUUGAACUGCUUGCCCGUUUGUGUCCGAAUUGCACUGGUGCUGAUAUCAGAAGUGUUUGUACUGAAGCUGGUAUGUAUGCUAUAAGAGCUCGACGAAAGAGUGUCUCUGAAAAAGAUCUUGUUGAUGCCAUUAUUAAAGUUGUUAAAGGAUACAAGAAGUUUUCAGCUACCCCAAAAUAUAUGGUUUAUAAUUAAUGUUUUAUUUUUUUAUAAGAGGAAAAAAAAAAAAAAAUUGUUACGUGCAUCCACGACUCCUAGUAACUAAUGAAAAGUAUCAGGUCUACUUUGAUUA